AUGCUAUCGCUACUGAGCGCUUACGGCGAAUGCGGGGCGCCGCGAGGGCUAGCGGGAGAGGGGUCGCAUUCCAGAGAAGUGCACAAUAUACCAGAAUUUGUCAUCUUGGAGGUACAAACAAACAUUGAGCUUCGUUUCCACCAGCAGUAUUUCAUGCAGUGCACCUACGGGUGGUCAGAAGAGGGUGAACUAACAUGGCAAUUAAUAAGGGCGCUUUUCCUUUACACACUACCACUUAUGUUGAUGAUGGUAGCAUACUGGCAGAUUGUAAGGGUCCUAUGGAGAUCAGAUAACAUUUCAGGACAAAUAGAGUUACACCAGUUACGAGCAAAUGUACAAACAAAUGGGUUUGCAAACAGAAGACAGAGGAUUGCGUUAAUUCAUGCCAACGCAUCUACCAAUAGACAACUACGCUCUCACCGGGAGGCAGCCAAGAUGCUGAUAACUGUUGUUAUCAUGUUCGCAAUGUGCUUCUUCCCGGUUCACCUUUUAUGUGUUCUGAGAUUUGCCUACAAUAUACAACACAGUGACAUGAUGACCGCCGUAGCACUGAUAUCUCACGUCAUGUGCUACGUCAACGCAGCAGUGAAUCCUUUCAUCUAUAAUUUCAUGUGUGGUCAUACUGCAAAUGCUUCCGUUGCUGUAUUCGUUCAGAUAAUAUUACUGCUCCAGGAAGUUUACGAACUUGUAAUACACAUCCCACUGCCAGCAGAAGUGACACUUGCUUAG
This is a messenger RNA of Danaus chrysippus (African queen), 729 nucleotides long. The record is from the annotation of a GenBank genome assembly. NCBI's taxonomy places the organism in Eukaryota, Metazoa, Arthropoda, Insecta, Lepidoptera, Nymphalidae.